This is a messenger RNA of Monopterus albus (swamp eel), 3546 nucleotides long. It is a transcript of the gene eif4g2a, whose product is annotated as eukaryotic translation initiation factor 4, gamma 2a. The annotation marks the transcript as partial. The transcript is spliced from 20 exons. The record is from RefSeq and is a predicted model, not a curated record. Gene Ontology annotation, molecular function: protein binding; mRNA binding; translation initiation factor activity. Gene Ontology annotation, cellular component: eukaryotic translation initiation factor 4F complex. NCBI's taxonomy places the organism in Eukaryota, Metazoa, Chordata, Actinopteri, Synbranchiformes, Synbranchidae.
CAAGCCGCCAAAGUGGAGAGUGUGGUUGCACCAGGGGUUCCUUCUCGUUUCAGUGUAGGGGGAGGAGGUGGGGGUGCACCUCAGCACUGUCCCAAGUCUGUCGGCAACAGCGAGUUCCUGGGGAAAACCCCAGGUUCUAGCGUUCAGAGAUGGGUACCUUCUCGAAGCACUAGACGAGAUGCUAACUCCACCAGCGAUAAAGGGCAAAAUGAUGCAGUCUUCAGGAAAGUGAGAGGCAUACUUAAUAAGCUGACUCCUGAGAAGUUUGACAAACUAUGCCUGGAGCUCCUCAAUGUCGGUGUCGAUUCAAAGCUUGUCUUAAAAGGAAUCAUCUUGUUGAUUGUUGACAAAGCCCUUGAAGAGCCCAAAUAUAGCCAGUUAUAUGCUCAGCUAUGUCUACGCUUGGCAGAGGAUGCACCAAACUUUGAAGGUCCAUCGACAGAAAGUCAAGCAACACAAAAGCAGAAUACUACCUUCAGACGGCUUCUGAUUUCUAAGCUUCAAGAUGAGUUUGAGAACCGUGCCCAAAAUGUUGAAAAGUUUGAGAAACAGGACAGCCCACUGUCCUCUGAGGAGGAGGAGGAGCGUGCUGUUGCAAAAUUCAAGAUGCUGGGCAACAUCAAAUUUAUCGGUGAACUUGGCAAACUCAGCCUCAUCCACGAAUCUAUCCUUCAUAAGUGCAUCAAAACACUCUUGGAGAAGAAGAAGAGAGUCCAACUUAAGGAUAUGGGUGAAGAUUUGGAAUGCCUCUGUCAGAUAAUGAAAACAGUGGGACCUAAACUUGAUCAUGAGAAGGCUAAGUCUUUGAUAGAUCAGUACUUUGGCCGCAUGCGAUCCUUAACACACAACAAGGAACUGCCAGCCAGGAUUCGUUUCCUGCUGCAGAACACAGUGGAGCUGCGAGACAACAACUGGUUGCCUCGUAAGGCUUACACUGACAAUGGACCAAAGACGAUCAAGCAAGUUCGUCAGGAUGCAGUAAAGGACCUGGGUGUUUUUAUUCCCCCUCCAACCGAUGGAAUGAGGAACAACUUCUUCAUGGACGGCUCCUCCUUCCUGCCAACAAGGAUAAAGUUUGACAGGGAAACUGUUGGUGGGCUGGCUGACAUGUUUGGACAAAUGCCUGGAGGUGGCAUUGGCACGGGUCCAGGAGUCAUUCAGGACCACUAUUCCCCCACCAUGGGGCGUCACCGUACAAACCUCUUCAAUGGCCAUGCUGGAAACGGUAACGGUUCACACCAGCCUCAGUUUGAAGCAGGAAGCAAACCUUUCUUGAAACCCAACCAGGGGCAGAGUUUACUGGUUUUCAACCAUAAACAGAAUCACUCAGGGCAGAUGCAGUCAAAGGAUAUGGCUCCCCGAUUCAGCAAGAAAGGGAAACUCAAUGCUGAAGAGAUCAGUCUGAGGCCAGCACAGUCCUUCAUCUUGAAUAAGAAACAAGUGCCAAAGCUGCAGCCACAGGUGACUCUGAUUCCUCCAAGUGCCCAAGGUUCCUUCCUGGGACAGACUCCGCAGCUUGGCCUGAAGACCAGUCCUCCUCCAAUUCAGGAAAAACCUGCAAAGCCUACUAAAAAAGCUCCUCCUACAAAGGAGGAGUUAAGCAAAAUGACUGAGACACUAGUGGCAGACUACCUGAACAGCAAGGACAUCGAUGAGGCACUGAGCACUAUGAGGGAGAUGAAGGCUCCCAAGCACUUUUUGUCUGAGAUGCUGAACAAGAUCAUAGUUUAUUCCCUUGAUCGGUCUGAUGAGGAUAAGGAACAUGCAAGUGCUCUGAUCCAUGCGCUCUGCUCUGAGGGCCUUGUCACUGGUGAAAACCUGAUGCAGGCCUCUUUCAGUAUUCUGGACCAGUGUCCCAAGAUUGAGAAAGAAGUUCCACUGCUGAAGUCUUACCUGGCGCAGUUUGCAGCACGAGCGAUUAUUGCUGAUCUGGUCAACAUUGCAGAUUUGGCCCAUCAGCUGGAGAACGGUGCACAUUUCCCACUCUUCCUGCUCUGCCUGCAGCAGCUGGUCAAACUGAAGGGCCGUGAGUGGCUGGCCGACCUUUUCCAGCAGAGUAAAAUCAACAUGCAGAAGAUGCUACCUGAAAUUGACCAGAACAAGGACAGAAUGUUGGAGAUUUUGGAGGGCAAAGGCCUCAGCUUUUUGUUCCCACUGAUGAAACUGGAGAAGGAGCUGCUGAAGCAGAUCAGAGUAGACCCCUCUCCACAGUCAAUCUACAAAUGGAUCAAGGACAACAUCUCUCCUAAACUCCACACUGACAAAGGCUUUGUCAACAUCCUCAUGACCAGCCUCUUACAGUACAUUUCUUAUGAGAUCAACCCUGGUGAUGAUGAAGAGCAACUUUCAGCACCUAGUAAGGAGCAGCUGGAUGAGGAGAAGCAGCAGCUGCUGUCUUUCAAGCCGGUGAUGCAAAAGUUCCUACACGAGCACAUUGACCUGCAAGUCAGUGUGCUGUAUGCCCUGCAGGUCCACUGCAGUGCCAAGGGUUUCCCCAAAGGCAUGCUACUGCGUUACUUUGUGAACUUGUAUGACAUGGAAAUCAUUGAAGAAGAAGCCUUUCUUUCAUGGAAAGAAGAUGUCACUGAGGAGUAUCCAGGGAAGGGAAAAGCAUUAUUUCAGGUGAACCAGUGGCUGACCUGGUUGGAGACUGCUGAAAACGAGGAGUCUGAGGAUGAAGAUUAUUAAGGAACCGCUCAAAGCCAUGUGUUAUCAGGGUGCAACAAGUGAUUUUUUUUUUCUCUCCCCCCCCCUCUUCUGGUUUAUAUUUUUCAGCAACUGUUAGUUUUGUCUUGCAGCAAAUAUUUUAUAUAUUUCAACACAAUAUUUAACAGUAGGCAGGAAAAGAAACCAAAACCUGACAAAUUUUAUCACCUUAUUACAUCUGGUAGGAGUCACCAAGAACUGCCAUAAUGAUUUACUGAAAACAGUUUACAAAAGACAGAAGUUCUAAGGUUUCAAAGAGACUAAUAAAUGCAGAUAGAACAAGUAUAAUCAUUUUUAGAUGCACUUUGCUUAACAUCAUGAGACGUUGCAAUAGUAAAAUACACUUUCUGUAAUUUGUUAAAAGAUUCCUGAGUUAGUGGUCAUCUGCUGCAGUGAAGCAGAGCUUUCUGUUUAAAAAUUCUUAACCUGGAUGUGAUAUUUAACAGCCUGCUGUUUUUUGCAAGUGAUUUCAGUUGCAUCUUAAGAAUCAAGAACUUUUUAUGUAUUAAACGGUUUGCUGUUAGAAAUUAAAUCUGUGGCCUUUGAUUUUUAAUUUAUCAGAUCAUAUGGAUAUACCUCUAAUGUAUCCCGGGCUAUACUUGAAUGCCUUUGUUGUAACAGACAGCCAAAGCUUAGUUUUCUGUGCUACAGUUGGUUCAUCACCAUGUAUGGUAGUUUUAAGUCUUUGCUGUAUUUGUAAAGUUUCUAAAUGGGGUUUUUUAAUCUUCAAGAAAUACUAGUGUACUGUGCGUAUACACUUGUACCUUUUUAUUGGAGUAUCACUGUAAUGUUGUGCAACUACAGACCUUGAAUAAAGUUGGUUCCUUUUGUUGUCCUGAA